AUGCAAGUUCCUGGUCCGCUCGUCAUAGCCGGUGAAAAUGUUCUUGCUGUUGUGCGCGCCAUACUGAAGAGUCCAUAUCUCGUUCAAGCGGCAUCGUUUGACGAGGCAAAUAAAUGGGUGUUCUACGACGUGGUCGGCCUUUUCACCAUUUUCUAUACGGUUAGCGUAGGCCAAAUACUCAAUUAUGGUGCUUGUCUUCUGGUCGCUGCCUUAGUUGCAUUCCGGAUUCGAUCCGGCGCUUAUACAUUCAGUGAUCUCGGUCAGGCUUUCUUUCAUCAUAUAUGUACUUUUGUCGCCAUGGUCCUGACUAUGGUGGUAGUGGUAGUGCUCGUGCUCAAAUUCGAUCUUGUGAUGUGCUGGUAUAAACUCCCUGAAAUAGUUGCUCCACUGUAUGUCUUGCCCAUGCUAAUUGUUGGAUGUACGGCUCAUACCUAUUUUGCCGACAAAACUAAGGUUCGCAACAUUGAAAUGGUUCAAUAUGACAGCAUAGUGAUCACCUACGCUGCAGUUCUGUUUGUCUUGACUUCAUACAAUGUUGCUUCUGCCUUCUUCGUUUUCAAUUACGUGAUGUUCCCACUCCUCAAAGAUCCGCUGAUCUUCGCCAUGGGUGCUAGUGGACUAGUGAAACGUGGGUUUUCUUUUAGUCAGCUUUGA
Messenger RNA from Cooperia oncophora, 654 nucleotides. The record is from the annotation of a GenBank genome assembly. NCBI's taxonomy places the organism in Eukaryota, Metazoa, Nematoda, Chromadorea, Rhabditida, Trichostrongylidae.